AUGGAAGAGGGAAGGAAAGAAGGAAAGGAGAUAACCGAAAAUGAGAGUCCCUUACUGAAACAGCUGCGGGAAACGCCUAGAGCUCUUAAAAACCCUGUCUUUGUGCGAUUAGGCAGAGAUGAUUUCACCAAAAAGGAUGAGUCAAAGGAAGAGAAGAGAAAGGAAAAGAAAGACUUGGCCAAAUUGGAGGAGCUUCCAGCAGCUAUAAAUGGGGCACCUCCUACCCAACAAUAG
Prunus armeniaca (apricot) is the source of this 234-nucleotide messenger RNA. The record is from the annotation of a GenBank genome assembly. NCBI's taxonomy places the organism in Eukaryota, Viridiplantae, Streptophyta, Magnoliopsida, Rosales, Rosaceae.